Trichoderma reesei QM6a is the source of this 1024-nucleotide messenger RNA. Its product is annotated as ADP-ribosylation factor-like protein. Bases 473 to 1024 code for a protein of 183 amino acids. Gene Ontology annotation, biological process: protein transport. Lineage: Eukaryota; Fungi; Ascomycota; Sordariomycetes; Hypocreales; Hypocreaceae. Gene Ontology annotation, cellular component: lysosomal membrane. The record is from RefSeq and is a predicted model, not a curated record. Gene Ontology annotation, molecular function: GTP binding; GTPase activity. The transcript has 4 exons.
UUUUUUUUCUUCCCUGACAAUUUUUUUUCUUCUCUUCCGAAGUUCCCCCCUCUCCUGCGCAUCGCAAAGCGCAGUUGGCAAGCUUCGGCAUCGGACUGACCUUUUCGCUCUCACAGCUAUAGAGCGCUGAUCAUCGCUGUUGCUCCGUCCAGCCGCAUCGGACCUAUCGCAUGCCAGGCCUCAAGCUUCGCAUCCGCACGAUCUUUGCGCCGCCGUUGUCAAGCCGAUAGCUUUUCCCACGAGCCCCCAUAGCAACACUCCUUUGGCGGUGCCAGUCGCAUCAUCCCGUUAACGAACGUCGCUAUUUGCGCGACUUCCUGAGACAUCGACAGCGUCUGACCGCCGGUCGUACCGCCGAAUCGAAUCUCGCGAAGCCAUUUGCUGAUACCGCAUACCCAGCCCCUCGCUUCCUCCCCUCUUCUUUCCUCUUUUGUACCAAUAUCGACCGCCGCCCCCAAUAUCGAUUUUCAACAUGGCUGGGCUAUUCAGGAAGGUGUACGACUGGCUGCUGAGGACGUUCUGGGCGCUGGAGAUGGAAGUGACCAUGGUCGGUCUACAAAAUGCUGGAAAGACAUCCUUGCUGCGAGUAUUGGCUGGUGGGGAGUUCACUCUCGACUCGAUUCCGACGGUCGGGUUCAAUAUGAAGCGUGUGCAACGUGGACAUGUUACACUCAAGUGUUGGGAUAUCGGUGGGCAGCCGCGUUUUCGCACCAUGUGGGAGCGGUAUUGCCGCGGCGUCAACGCCAUCGUCUUCAUCGUAGACAUUGCGGAUGUAGAGCUCAUCCCCCAGGCCAAGGAGGAGCUUCACUCGCUCAUGGCGCACCCAUCGCUAGCCGGGAUCCCGCUGCUCGUUCUGGGCAACAAGUCAGACCUCCCCGAGAAGCUAUCGGUGGACGAGCUGAUUGACGAGCUGGACCUGAAAAGCAUCCAGAACCGUGAGGUGUGCUGCUACGGCAUCAGUGCUAAACAAGAGACGAACCUCGAUGCCGUGGUGCAGUUCCUGGUGAAGUGGGCUGGCCGAUGA